GAAGUAAACUCUGGCAUGAGGUUUGCAAAGCCUCCACACAGGGCCACCAGAUGUUCUCCUCACUCCUGAAGAUCUCUGCAUACGUGCAGAAGUACCGCACGCCCGUGCUGCUGGUCGGCUGCGGCGGGGUCUUCGCGGCCAACAUCUUCUACCAUGCCUUCCCCAACGGCACCUACAGGAAGCUGUACCAGGCCUGGAGCAAAGGCGAGCCCGCCAGCCUCUCGGAGAAACUGGAGGAGGUGUUCCAGGCGGUGUUGAAGGAUUGCACUGUGGGCUCCUCGGACAACUACACCGCCUUCGCCUCCUUCGGAUUCGCCCCGAUCGGCGCCGGCGUCCCCUGGCUGCCCGCGGGCGCCCAUGUGGGCAUCCCCGCCAACUUCAACAGCUCGGCCGACGACCUGGGCGGCAUCACCAACCGCACCAUCCUCAUCAACGGCAAGGAGGUGGAGUGGGACAGUGAGAUCGGCAUCGUGCUGAAGGACGCGCUGGUCUUCUCGCCGGAGGCCAAGAAGUUCGCCAUCGCGCGCGAGGUGGUGCGCCUGGAGGGGGCGGGGCCGGUGCUCCACGCCGCCGUGGCGCCCGCCUGCCUGGCCGGCAUCUUCGUCAACAGCGUGGUGCUCAAGCAGGUCUUCGGCCUGUACACGGGCUCCAUACUGGCCCGCGGCGCCGUGAACGCGGUCAUGCUGGGCCUGGGCGCCGCCUUCUACUUCCUGGCCGCGGACGAGAUCAGCCAAUGGGUGGACUACCGCUCGGACCGGCGCGCCGCCAGCCUCUCGCCGGAGUACGCCAAGGGAGGACUGGAGUUCUACGACAAGAUCAUCACGCGGAACAAGACGCUGCGGUCGCUGAUGGGGCGGAAGGGCGAGGAGAUGUACGCGCCCAGCGGCAACCUCUUCCCUGCCAACGCGUUCAGUCUCAAGCACGCGCCCUACACGGCGCGCAGAGAGGGCAUCGCCACUCUUUUAAAAGAACAGAAAAUGUGAAAGAGACAUUUGACCCAAAUUUGACACAUGUGAAAGAGACACUUGCCUCAAUCAUCACAGUGCAUCAAAUGCUUUAUUAUUUAUUAUUUUGUUUUUCACCAUGACUUUGUCAUGCAAUUUGUUCACAGCUGUUUGUACAAGCUCGAGCACCAGAUUUUUUUAGUUGGGACAUGGACAAGUCUACAUUGAUGAUACUAGCAUAGAAAAUGGGAAUGCUGCUGGAAAAAAGUCAGUUUUUAUAUAAUAUUCCAAGUGUCAAUCCUGGGUUCAAGAAGUUUAAAAAAAUGCCACAUUUUCCGAAAGCUUUGCGGAGCAUUUGACACUUUUAUCCAAUGCGACUUACAGUUGUUUUAGUGCAGGCAUGGGCAGGGUAUUGGUUACAGUCCCUGGGGCAAUGUGGGGUUAGGUGCCUUGCUCAAGGGCAUCUCAGUGAAAGGCAACCCUCUGAUCUAAGGCCUAUCUCCUUAGCCACCACGCCA
Engraulis encrasicolus (European anchovy) is the source of this 1462-nucleotide messenger RNA. It is a transcript of the gene tmem177, whose product is annotated as transmembrane protein 177. NCBI's taxonomy places the organism in Eukaryota, Metazoa, Chordata, Actinopteri, Clupeiformes, Engraulidae. The transcript is spliced from 4 exons. The record is from RefSeq and is a predicted model, not a curated record. The coding region runs from base 51 to 983 and encodes 310 amino acids. Gene Ontology annotation, cellular component: membrane.